Molecule: messenger RNA, 921 nt
Organism: Acanthamoeba castellanii str. Neff
Lineage: Eukaryota; Discosea; Longamoebia; Acanthamoebidae
Product: rieske [2fe2s] domain containing protein
Exons: 6
Coding region: 1-921 (306 amino acids)
Molecular function (GO): 2 iron, 2 sulfur cluster binding; oxidoreductase activity
Source: RefSeq, a predicted model, not a curated record
AUGGAGGCCGCUCGAGGGGCGUUCGAUAUGCGCAACCACUGGUACCCGGUGGCCUUUGCCAGCGAGCUGCCACGAGGGGCGGCGGCGACAGGGUCGAGGCCGACCGACCCCUACGGCUUCCAGCUGCUGGGCGACCCCAUCGUCCUGUUUCGGGACCAGCACGGCGCGGCCCAGUGCGUGCAGGACAAGUGCUCCCACCGCUCGGCUCCCCUCUCCGUCGGCACCGUUCGCGAUGGCCGCCUCGAGUGCAAGUACCACGGGUGGCAGUUCGGGAGUGGUGGCAAGUGUGAGUCGAUCCCGUCGGAGCCGACCACCAGGCCCGGCAAGCCCUUCUGCGUCUACGCCUAUCCCACCACCGAAGUCUACGACUUGGUGUGGGUGUGGCCAGGGGACCCGGAGAAGGCGUCCGAGCAGCACAUCCCCCACCACCUCUUCAAGGAGUACCGCGACAAGAGCUGGGGCAAGGACACCGUCACCCGCGACUUUGACAUUGGACAUGGGCUGUUCAUUGAGAACAUACUGGACCCGUCCCAUCUGCCCUUCACCCACGACGGCACGCUGAGCAAGCGCGCCAAGGCCGACGAGAUGAAGGUCGAGAUGCUCUUCGACAACGUGUUCGGCCAGGCCCCCGCGCCUCGCAGCUCAGCCGACGAUCACCAGACCGACGCCCACUCCCACUUCACCCUCGAAUCGAAGAACAUCGAUUGGAAGAAUCGCAGCAGAGAUCCGACGUUUGCGGCAGAGAUGGGCUCCAUUGACAUCAUCGUGACGGUGCUCGCAGUCAAGGGCUCCGUUUCGACCGUGCCUGAUGAGCCCAGAGACGAGGAGCCAGACGAGCUGCUGCUGUUGUUCGAUUCUUCCUCCGAUGCAUCGAGAUCUGCCCUCGCUAGGCAAGAGCAGCUGCCCAGGGGAGCAGAGUAG